AUGCCGGACACAGACACUCGCAGCGAAUCUGGGUCAACCGCACUUAUGUCGGCCAAGGAACUCUUCGUAAAGGCUUUGAUGGCUCUGAACUCAGAAAUUGCAAGCGAGGACAUCAGCCGCGAUGAGCUGGACGACAUAGACGUGCUCCUGUGGUCUGCCAACGCCUCGAUCAAGCGCGCCAUCAAAUCCUCUGUCACAAAAGCCAUGAAUGCGCUUUGUUUUGUGAACCGUCUUCCGCCGGAGCUCCUCCGCAUUGUGUUCCGCCAGUGUGUCCGGCCGACCACACUACCUGGCCUCGCACAGAGAGGGAAGACGCAGAGCUUUGGAUGGACCCACACGCAUAUGUGGGUGUCUGACGUCUUGAAACUCACCCACAUCUGUCGGCGAUGGCGAGAAAUCGUCUUCCUAUCGCCCCAUAUGUGGACGUCGAUCCGGGACGUCCACGUUGAAGAGACGAAGGCGUUUCUCAAGCGUGCACAGGACCUCCCGUUACAAGUGACCAUCUCUGCAUGUCCCCCCUGGCUCUUGAACGUCUUUGCAAAACGCAGCGAGUCAAUCCGCGCAUUGCAUUGGGUCUCACCUACGCGUAACACCGUUGCAGAGGCCCUAUCGGACAUCCAGGCACCAAAUGUUGAGCAGCUCUCGCUCUUCAGGGGCCCCAAUGGUGCGGUCUAUUCCGAUACGGUCAUACUGAAUGGUGCUACGCAAAAUGUGAAAAUGUUGUCGAUGAACGACCUCGGGUGGUAUCCGACAAACCGGUUCCCAGCGCUCACACACCUCGUCAUAUCGGCCAGGGAACUGCAGGCGCACAAGUUCCGGACAUUCCUGUCCCGCUGCCCGAACCUCGCUGUCCUCGUCAUACAAUCUUCUUCGACGUGUAACAUUCGUGCACCACCUGCACAGCUGCCAGCGGUGCCCUAUCUGAGCCACCUGCGCAAGGUUUCGCUUCACACACGCUUAGUCAACCUCCUGCCCAUCCUCCCAAUCAACCGUGCCUGCACCACUAUCGAGCUUACCAAGGACGUGUUCAGAAGCCCCCGUGGAUUCGUCAACCGCCUCCUAGCCCACCCUGACUACGCGCGGCAACCUCUAUUCCGUCUCUACCUCAAGGACACCUCCGAAACGGAGUCGCCGGACGAAUGGAAUUCGCUCAUGCUGACGAACGGCACCGGCGGGAUCUGCUUCAAGAGCACAUCCGGUCUGAGCACACAGACCGCUUCCCUUUUCGUGCGAUAUGGGGAUCUCGACAACGUCACUGAACUCUGGGUCGACAACGUCGAUGUCAACGUGUUUAGACUGUGCACCGUCAUCCGCCCCGGCCUGCUCAAUUUGCGUACGCUCAGCGUCCUGCGCGCCGACCACGCGAACAGCACGUCCGCGCUCUCAAUGCUCGUCCAGUACGCUCGCAUGGAGGCGAAAGGGACCACGGGCGCACUGCUAGCACCUCCGGCGCUGCGCCUCGUGCUCGAGAAUGGCGCGGACUUGGACGCGCGCAAGGCUACGAUGCUCGCAAUACUUGGCGGGGCCGAUGCACCUCUGCGGUGGGAGAAGAAGGACCGGCGGUUGAUUCUCCGCGCGCGACAGUUCUCCCCCGAGUACUACACCGCAAUCGUGCCUCGGUUGUUGACACGGUGGGAGUCGGUGGAAACGGAAGCGGGCAGCGGCGGAGACGAUGCGCUGCCUGUGACUCGCGCAGAUGAUGGUUUCACGGCCUGGGAGGAAGAAGCUUGA
This is a messenger RNA of Trametes versicolor FP-101664 SS1, 1731 nucleotides long. RefSeq lists its product as uncharacterized. The transcript is spliced from 3 exons. The record is from RefSeq and is a predicted model, not a curated record. Lineage: Eukaryota; Fungi; Basidiomycota; Agaricomycetes; Polyporales; Polyporaceae. Bases 1 to 1731 code for a protein of 576 amino acids.